GUGGAUUCAUUCAUUCAUCCAUUCAAUCGAUCGUCCAUUGCCCGUCAAAUCCCAAUAUAUAUACAGACAAAGAAAUCAAUGCAUGCGCACGUUCUGCACAGGCCGACAGCAGAUGCUACACUUACACACGGCGGGGAUCUGUCGAGGUGCGUCUAGGCAUCAUCGGGAGGGUUUAUGCCCUUGGAGUGCUGUCGGCAAGCCGGGGUCAGGGUGGAGAGUGUCGCCGCGCAGCGACAGGACGAUGCCUCCAACAGACAGAGCCACACGAUGGCUGCACACCGCAAGACAACACAGCCAUUCUGCGCCUUUGCCUCGCUCAUUCCCUGCAGCAGUGCACUGACCGGACGGUGUCUGUCUUGUUUUCGUCUGUGUGGAAGGGCAGGAUGGCCGUCACCUUGCCGUCCAAUCCGUUGUACUGCAUACACACGCGCCGCCAUCGAAACCUAACAGGGAGGGAUGGACGUGUGUCAACAUUUUUACCUCGGGGCGGUUGACCAGGCCAGACACCCACACGUUGCUGCCCUCGGCGAAUACACACGGCUUCUGGGGCUUGACUGACCUACACGCAGACACACACACACACACACACACAUCCCUCCCUCCCUCCCACGUCUGUCAGCACCUGCAGCGCAGCCCCCCACCUGAUCUCUUCGCCCGUCAUCUGCUUGAGACUUUCCGCACAGGCAGUGAUCUUGGCCUCGUUCUGCCGCAGCUGUGCCCGCAGGCGCUCCGCCUCCCCAUCCCAUCUGAAAGCCUCGAGGCUGGCCGCGUCAGCCGUCUUGGGGAAACGCUCGGCGAUCGCCCGGCGAGCUAUGGCAGUGGCCAUGUGGCACCCCAUGAUGGUCAGCUCGGUAUCGGCGGCACCAUAAGGGCUGCCGGCAGUGUCCAUGUCACGAAGCGCGGCGAAGUAGUAGUAGCUGGCCUUCCAUGUCGCAGCGGUGCCGUCGGCCUCCGUGACACCCACAUCGCGCAGCGGGCCGCCAGGCUGGUCGGGCAGCAGCGGGGAGGUGACGGGCUUGCGAAUGCGCUCGAUGAGGUCACACUCCUGAUCAACCGAAGAACGGACAGUCUCUCUCUGUCUCUCUGUGUGUGUGUGCGUGUCCAUUCCCCAACACAAACGCACACGUACCUGUCGGCACGAUGGACAUGGAAGUCGUGUUCCGGAAGGGAAGCUGCCAGCCUCAGAGGCGAGAGUAUUGCCCUGAAUGACGGACAGUAUCUCGCACACCUCACGCUUCACACACUGCACACACACAACACAACACAACACACAGCACAGGACAGCCGACCGAAACAGCAUGCCCUGUCAGCCCACAAAGCCCAUCUCUUUCCUCUCGGACCUACCGCAAGCAGAGGUAGUGGUUGCACGUCAGCCGAACGAUGUCGGUCUUCUCGGCGAGGCUUUCGCGGCAGAUGGAGCAGUCGUCACUCGGGAUGGCGUACGCCUUGGGAAGAGUGAAUGCAGUCGCGGCAGCUGACGGGGAAGCACGACCUGCAUGGCAGGCAUCAGUCAACACAUGCAGCGGUGUGCAAAUGCAUCUCUGUGUGUCGUCUAGUGUCGUCGGCGCAAUGUUCUCCACCUCUCUUGUUCUGGAUAGACUUUAGAAUCGCCAGAUAGUCCAUGGCGACUCUCCG
Vitrella brassicaformis is the source of this 1635-nucleotide messenger RNA. The record is from the annotation of a GenBank genome assembly. Lineage: Eukaryota; Vitrellaceae.